Molecule: messenger RNA, 570 nt
Organism: Echinostoma caproni
Lineage: Eukaryota; Metazoa; Platyhelminthes; Trematoda; Plagiorchiida; Echinostomatidae
Source: the annotation of a GenBank genome assembly
AUGGAAUUCGACAAGGAGUGCAAUGGCCGUAUUCACUCGCGGGCCACACUCACUACGUCGCAGCGCUGUCAUAAGGAACUCGAGACGACGGCGUCCAAUGUGAGGAACAGUCUGCAACUUUUGAUUCAAUUGGGUUUUCUGUGUCAACGUACCGAACCCAAAAAUCAGGCUGAAAAUUACGAGUCCGCGACUGGACGUAAUGAUAGCAACUCGGAUACUUACCAGGUUUGUGAUAGACGUUGCACUGCUCAUGGGGCAUCAAAUGCUUCCAGUGCUGGUUCUACUCGAUGUCCGAAUGGCUCGUCCGCUCCAGAUGCAUCUGAUAGCACUCAGCAAGCAACAGAUCCCUGGAUGUUCUCUGGGCAAUCAGACGGGUUAGAUGAUGAUGAGUCUGUGGUUUCUUCAAUUCGUCAGCGCAAGGAGAAAGAGUUGCAGCUGAAACUUCCCAUUCGCAAACUUGGCAUUCCAGACCACGAUCGAGUCCCAGCCAUGCACCCAAUGACUGAAGGCUAUCUCGCUCUUACAAGUCAUAUCAUGUGUGCAUCAGAGCCAUCAAGAUUCAAAUUCUAG